CUCCGAAAGACCCGACAGUUUGUAAUUGGAUGUAACGGUACGGUGACAUUAAAGGGAGAAGCUCCCCUACCGGGGUUAUCCUCCUCCAUUGAAAUGAUGUCAGUAACUGCCGUUGCACUCCUCAUUCGUCCAAAGAUCAACUGAAGAUCCCUUGGGACCUCGUAUUCACAUUUAUAUAAGUCCUUCACCACCACCUACCUUUCCCACUGCAAUCCAAUCCAAUCCAACCCAAACAACAAACAUCAAUCAAAAUGCAGUUCAAGACUCUCUUCGCCGCCUCUCUCCUCGGCCUCGCUGCCGCCGCCCCUGCAGAGGAGUGCACCAAGACCGGUCCCGCCAAGUCCGGCAACUCUCCCGCCCCCAAGACCUUCGGCCUCGUCGCUCUGCGAUCCGCCAGCCCCAUCCACUUCACGCACUUCAGCGCCUCGGAGAACGGCUUCCUGCUCGGUCUUCCCAAGGAUAAGCAGAAUGCCACCUGCACUGGCAAGUCUGAUGGAUCAGCUGUCUUCCGUCUGAGCGAGGGUGAACUGUUCCUCUACAACACUGGAAAGAAGCAGCAGCGCGCUUACACCGAUCGCUCCGGAAUGGGCCAAGGUGUUCUUCAGUAUGCCACCGUCACCAAGAACCCACUUCCCGAGGCGUUCGAGACAAAGGGCUGGAAGAUCGACAAGUCUGGCAACCUUAACUUUAAGGAUGCUAGCGGCUUCACUGCGUGCCCCAACGGCCCUGAUGGCUCUUGGACUGUUUGGGUUGCUACUGGUAACUCCCGCCCUGGAAAUAGCGACAAGGAGUGUCUUGGCUUUAACGCCCGUGUUGCUGAGAUUGAGCACGCUACUAGCUGCUUUUACUCCGAGUACUCCGCUUAAGUCAAGGCUUGGAUGAUUUUUGUAUAUAAUUUUAGAGCGUAUGCCUUUCUUGUAAACUGAGAUUAUGUUUACUACUUACCCUACAUUGGAAAAUCACACAGCGGUACAACAAGAUUCUCAACUCUCUCCUGUAAAAAUUCUUUCUUGGCACGCACUGUUAGUGCGGUGCUAGGAGCGGGAUUUUCUGCAGGCCACGCGACCACACAAAAACUGCGGGGACGCUAUCGGCUCCCUAACAGCAGUUUUCAGAGAAGGAAUUUGGAGAGUUCGCCUUCUCUGACAACACCUUUGUCGGAUCUAAUGGCGGCACCUCAGAACCAGAACGCCUUAGAUAUCGGAGGACGGUGCCCGUGGCAUCGGUAGCGACAUCCUCCCGAUCAACGACGCCGAUUGCGAUGGGUUUUUCCCCUUUGAAGGCAAGCCGCACCGCCGGCCUCUGAUUCCUUCCCAAGGUUUUUCCCUGCCGCCACGACAUACGACUACGAGCUACAACUUGGUUACUGGAGAUUGUGGACUGCGUCAGCAGAUGUAGCGAUGCGUGAGAGAAUUCUGGUCGGUGGAAAAAGUCGACAGUAUGCCCCCGAACCCGCUGACGGGUGACGGGCUCGAGAAAAUACAGCGCCUUUUGUGCCUUGGUAUGCUGGAUGGUGAAGGAAGCGGGGUAUCCUGUACCUAGCUAGCUCAGCACGUCUUUUGCUCCAGUAGGAGAUUUGGCUUCGUUACAGCCACCCAGACGAAAAAUACACAAACAAACAAACAAACAAACAAAAUACAACAAGAUUCUGCCAUGAAUGAUCGCUCAGAUGUCCAAGCCACAACAAUGCUGACAGGAACAAACUGAAACAUGAACGGGGAUGUCUUUGACUGAAAUCGCACUGAAAGUAUCAGCUAAAAUGAACCCUCAAUUACAAAACCUCUACUUAAAGAAUAAUCUGAAUAAAGAUGAUUCCUUUCGUUUGAUUUCUCUUCAACCAGGACCUUCUCGCACGCCGCUUACCCUUUGUCUUCUGAACACCAACCUCAGCGACGCCUAGCCUUAUAAUACCGUUUCCUAUGUUUAGGGUGACACGAAAGACUCUGUUUCAAGCAAUAUAUAAGAUAACAAUAACUCCCAGAU
Fusarium odoratissimum NRRL 54006 is the source of this 1983-nucleotide messenger RNA. RefSeq lists its product as uncharacterized. The coding region runs from base 252 to 866 and encodes 204 amino acids. The record is from RefSeq and is a predicted model, not a curated record. The transcript has 2 exons. Lineage: Eukaryota; Fungi; Ascomycota; Sordariomycetes; Hypocreales; Nectriaceae.